Salvia splendens (bonfire salvia) is the source of this 2443-nucleotide messenger RNA. RefSeq lists its product as uncharacterized. The transcript has 3 exons. The record is from RefSeq and is a predicted model, not a curated record. Bases 233 to 2161 code for a protein of 642 amino acids. Lineage: Eukaryota; Viridiplantae; Streptophyta; Magnoliopsida; Lamiales; Lamiaceae.
UAGUUAAUUUUGUAUGAAUUGUGUACUUUGUCUUCUCCCCAAUGUGCAUUCGCAGCUCUAGGGUUUCUUACCCGUCAGCAAAUCUGAAUCUCCCAAAUUUUGUUCUAUUUGUUUAACUUAACCCUCUUUCACUGUAUUAGUGCUUUGGGGUUAAAGCGCGUACCUUGUUGAGUGAAAGGGAUGAGCCUUUUCCAAUUCCAACGAAGCUACUGAGAAUCCGAGACUUUUCUCCAUGGAAAAUCCGGCUCCGAUUGUACUGGAUAUCAGCUCCGACGAGGAGACGGUUUUCGGUGACGUCUCAAAAGGCUUCGGCGAAUUCGGCUAUAAGGAAGACGGCGAAUGGCUGUCCAGGCUGCUGGUUGAGGUCGGCGGAAACAUAGAUGAUGAUUCCGACGACGUCGUUUUUGUAGGUGAGCUGUUCCCGAACGCCACUAAGAAAUCGAGAUCAGAUUCAGUGAAGGUUGCUAUUGAUGACGGAGAUGAUGACGAUUGUAUGGUUUUGGAUGGCGACCCUGACAAUCCGGUGGUCGCCGUGAAUCAUAAGGAUGACGGUGAUGAUUCCGAUGAUCUCGAGAUUGUUGGGGAGAAGGGUGAGGUGGCGUGCAGGGACUUUCCUCACCCAAGACAUCUCUGUGCUAAGUAUCACUUUGCGACUUAUCGGCAUGAGGUUCAUUGUGGCCAGUGUCACUGUUAUGUGUGUGAUGUAUUGGCUCCAUGUCUCCAUUGGGGCACUGGCUUUAACAGUGCUGACCAUUGCCAUGCUAGUGACAAAGAGGAAUUCUGGAAAUCAGAGCGGAAGCGUGUGAAGAAAAUCGAUAAGCCUGUUGCUAAUCGCAGUACGAUUACUGCUUGUGUAGAAUCGUAUUUCCAAUCAAUUCAAGUGCCGGGAUGUGCUCCAUCACAACCACACUCUUUGCCUCAGAAUCAGGGUGUUAACCCCGGGACAAUUCGUCCUUGUGUUCAGUCAUCCAGUGUUAGUAUGCCGAAUGCCAUGAACCGAGUAAGAAGCCAACCACCUGGACGUGUUGCUUCUAGAUAUAACCCUCUAUCGCCGUUAGCUUCAGUGCGGUCACACUCACAACCUAGAAGUCCUUACACCCUUACUCCAAGGGUUGCUCCUAUGAACAAAAGCCACCCUGUAGGAAGCCAAAUUCCUCAAUCCUCCCAUCGUCCAGUCUUCAAACGUAAUGGGUUGAUUGGGGCUUCCACUAAUAAUAAUAAGCACGCACAUAGGUCUCAACUAUCUGGAGACCCAACUCUAAGCAGGCGCCGGGCGUUGCAGGCUGCUGUCACAGAUGUGCGUCGAAGUCAGGCUACUGUAUUAUCUUCUCGCCCUAACAUGGAUGCUAGGCAUGCAAACUACUCUUCUUCUAAUCCUCGGAUGAACUUGCAGCGACUUCCUAACUACUCUCCUGUUUUCACACCGCACCAAUCUCUGACGCCUUCUCAGCCAUCUGUUAGUGGAACCUCUCUGGGGUCACCACGAUUGCAACCCUACACAUGUACUGAACCAAGAGCAGGAAACAUUAGCAAGUCCGCUGGCCCCGAACCCUAUAUUACAUCUGUUCCUGACAGCCAUGUUCCUUCUCAGACUGUUGAUUCCUGUCACUCGGAUGCUGGCAAUACUUUCCUGGAUCAAUUGCAUUCAAGAUCCACAAUCUCCUCAUGCUCCGGACCGAUUAAUGACUUUGCUCAACCUCAAAAACAAAGUCAUCCUACUUCACCGUUGGCUUAUGGCCAAAAUGAUGUCCAGCAUCAGCAUCUUACUCAAAGUGGUAUGGGUUCAAGUCCAGCAGAUUUUGGCUUCUUUUGUGAUUCCUCUGUCAACCAUGGCAAUAUGCAGAUUCAUGCCGAGAACGGGGCACCAGCUGAGACCUCACAGGUGCAAAAUAUACAAGAUGAUCAGCCAAGCGUAACACCCUUGACCGUGGACAACCCCCCUCAACAGAAUACUGCAUAUACCUCCCCAAUGAAUGAUGAUGUCUGCCAGUUUCCUGAAAGUGGAGGACCUGGCUCGUUCGACUUUCAUCUUCUUGACAGUAGUUGGAUGUUUGAAAAUCAGUCAUUUACAGGAGCUGUGGAAGCUGCUGCUUCACCUAACUGGAAUGUAUACUCACCUGAAACUGCUUUUGCCGAUACAGGUACCUUGUUUGAUAUUUAAAGCUUUCAUGAUGCUGCCCGAAAUAUGCUUGACAGGAAGGAAUCGUGGUUCUGAUUAUGUUAAGUAUUCUGCUCGAUUCUUUUUGCCUUCUCCCUCUGUAAAUUAAGCACAUCAUAUCCCUCGUAUCAAGGUUUUCUGUAUAGUAUUAGUAGGAAGCUUAUCCAUUUCUUUAAUUAUAAAUUAUGUUGUAAUUUUAGUUGGCAGUUUGUUUUCUGGCUACAUGCAUUUUGAUUUUUGACAUUAGAGCUUCAUGCUGCAGGAAGGGAAAAUUGAUGAGCUAUA